AACUCCCUGGGCCCAGGUACACCCCGCUCGGCAUCUCUCGGCUGCUCCGCGUCUAAAAUGGAGGGAGCCCGGGCGGCGUCAGGGGAAGACCAAGCCGGAGCCGAGUUCCCAAUGGAGCCCUUGGGAAGCCGGGUCCCGGAGCUGGAGCAGCCCCAGGUCCCCGCGGAAGAAAGACGUCCUGAGAGUCCCGAGAGCAGCCCGAGUCUGGCUCCCGCAGUGAAGGAGGAGGCGGGCGCGGGCCAGGACCUGUCGGGCGGGAAGAAGCUGCCCUCGCCUCGACCCGCGCCCCUGCGGUUGCUGCCACCCAGCCUGGGCUACAGCGCCUUCCGCCGUCAGCAGUCGGCCAGCCCGGAGCUGCCGUCGCCGGGCCCAGCCGCGGCCGAGCAGCCCCGGGACGGCGAGACGCCGGGGGCUGAGCAGAUGCUCAGGGCCGCGCCCGGUGAGCCGGCUUGGAACGCCUGGGCCCCCGUGGAACUGCAGGUGGACGUGCGCGUGAAGUCCGUGGGCGCGGCCGGCGGCAGCCGCGCGCCCUCGCCGGCGCCUUCCACGCGUUUCCUCACCGUCCCGGUGCCGGAAUCGCCGGCCUUCUCCCGCCACGCCUCCCCAGCGCUCCCGCUCCUGCGGCGGACCCCGUCUCUGGGAGGCACCUGGGGCCGUGGCACGCCGCUGGCCGCAGCCCGGACGGAGCGCGGCCUCGACGCCGAGGGUUGGGCCGGUCCCGCCGAGGGGCGCGCGGAGUCCCCGGGCUCCCCCACGUGCCGCUGCCGCUGCAAGGAGGACGCCGUGCUCCACACCGAGAUGGACGGCGACAAGAAGCUGUCCCGGGUCAUAAAGCUCAUAGGGCUGCCCAUGUACAUGAGGUCCCUGCGCUGGGCCCUGGCAACCAUAGCCAUGUUCCUGGCGGUGUCUACGGUGGCCAUUGUGGCCCUGGCCUCGAAAGCAGGGGCCGGGGGCCAGCCGUGCCCCCAGGGCUGGAUGUGGUCCAUGGCGCAUUGCUACUACCUCUCUGCCGAAGCCGAGGCCUGGGAGGCCAGCCAGGCCUUCUGCUCAGCCCACCAUGCUACCCUCCCCCUGCUGAGACACACCCAGAAAAAGUCACCAAGGCCUGGAGAAGUAAAGUGACAUGCAGGAGGACCAGACGUCAGGUCUCCAAGAUGUUCAGUUUGCUCUUCAUUCUGAGAAGUGGAAGUGGAGCUGGGAAGGCUGGAGCGGAGAUGCUCCCAUCCAACCUGGUGACCAAGCACUUAACAGUGAACUCAGGAACAAGUCUGUGCUGGCCGGUCUGUGGGA
Molecule: messenger RNA, 1290 nt
Organism: Mesoplodon densirostris (Blainville's beaked whale)
Lineage: Eukaryota; Metazoa; Chordata; Mammalia; Artiodactyla; Ziphiidae
Gene: KLRG2
Product: killer cell lectin like receptor G2
Exons: 4
Coding region: 58-1122 (354 amino acids)
Source: RefSeq, a predicted model, not a curated record